Messenger RNA from Sus scrofa (pig), 1553 nucleotides. RefSeq names its product inka box actin regulator 1 (gene INKA1). Gene Ontology annotation, cellular component: nucleus. Gene Ontology annotation, molecular function: protein serine/threonine kinase inhibitor activity; protein kinase binding. Lineage: Eukaryota; Metazoa; Chordata; Mammalia; Artiodactyla; Suidae. The record is from RefSeq and is a predicted model, not a curated record.
CGCUCCCGGAGUCAUCCAAAGGGCCGAACCCCUUCCUGACUUCUAAGGACUGUCGAAGCCAGCCCCAUGAACAGAUUGAGUGGGUCAGGCCCCAAGUGGGCCACAGCACUGUCGGAUGCGACUACUGGGGGCGCUCUAGCCGCGUGAGGGCGCAGCCACGGAACCCGCGCGCUGCAGGGGCCCCUGUGGGAGGGACCGCAAUUCUAACCCGGGAAAAAUGGAGAAGCUGAGGCUACCUCAGGGAAGCGGCUUGUCCUGAGUCUUGCAACGAAUUCGGAGUCAGCUCAACCGCCCAGGACUUCGAGGACUCGGAAGCAGGACACUGCCCAGCUCUCGGCCCCUGUUCAGCCCCUCCCCCCCAGGGCUGUUGCGGAGUGGGUAGUGGGCGUCGGGUUUCCCACCCAGCUGGACCCAGGGGGCGGGGCCACAUCAGCCCCGUCCCAGCCCCAUUGGCUGCGGCGCCAAGGGGCGGGGCGGGGCUGCCAGAUGUUGGGGCGGUGGCUGCUGCUGCGGCGGGAGCUACGGAGAGGGAGGAGCCGCUGAGCCUGGCGGAGGGCAAGGGCUCCGCUGGCCGGCCUUCCCGGCCCUCACCGCACCGCUCCUGCUGGAGUUCGAAGAGCAACUGGCAGGCCUGGCGGGGGCUCCGGCACGGGCAUGCACAGCACUCGGCUUGACAGCUUUCUUGGCCAGCUCCGCUGGGAACUGCUGUGUGGCCGGGACACAGGCUCAUCCCCCAUGCCUGGCCCCCUUCCACCACCCCCCAAACCCGAUCCAGGCGUGCGGCCCAAGCACCGGCUCAGGGUCUCAGAUUCAGAUGCCUUGGAAGAGGACUCAGUCUGUGGUGUGGAGGAAGAGGAGGAAGACGCUAUGGUGACAGGAGACAGGGGUGCAGCCUUGGGAGGCCCCAGGGAGCAUGCCCUGGACUGGGACUCUGGAUUCUCAGAGGUGUCAGGCAGCACAUGGAGAGAGGAAGAGCUGCCCAUACUCCAGCACCCAGCACCCCCAGUAUGGCCCCCUCAUAGACAGCACCUCUCAGCCAGUAGCAUUCCCCUGCCCAGUGGGGCUCCUGUGACCAGUGCACCACCUGCCCACCGACCACGGCCCAAGUCCACCCCAGAUGCCUGCCUGGAGCACUGGCAAGGGCUGGAAGCUGAGGACUGGACAGCAGCCCUGCUGAGCCGAGGUCGCAGUCGCCAGCCCCUGGUGCUAGGGGACAAUUGCUUUGCUGACUUGGUGCACAACUGGAUGGAGCUGCCAGAGGCCUCAGGUGAGGGGGAUGAUGGGGGUGGGCCACGAGCCCGUGCUCGCCCCCCCCAGUUCCUACUUGGUCUCUCAGAACAGCUGAGGCGCCAGCUGGCCAGGGCACGCCGGGCAGCGCUGGCAGGAAAGCGACUCUCAUGCCCACCUCGCCCAGAACCCGAACUGCCUACAGAUGUCUCGCGCUUUGCAGCCCUUAUGAGUUGCCGCAGUCGCCAGCCUAUCAUCUGCAAUGAUGUUGUCAGCUACCUCUGACCCUGCCCUCCAGCCUGGGACAAUAAAGGCCUUUCUCUGGA